This is a messenger RNA of Ochotona princeps (American pika), 1400 nucleotides long. Its product is annotated as casein kinase I-like. The record is from RefSeq and is a predicted model, not a curated record. The transcript has 2 exons. Gene Ontology annotation, molecular function: protein serine/threonine kinase activity; ATP binding. Gene Ontology annotation, biological process: negative regulation of canonical Wnt signaling pathway; peptidyl-serine phosphorylation; signal transduction. Lineage: Eukaryota; Metazoa; Chordata; Mammalia; Lagomorpha; Ochotonidae. The coding region runs from base 196 to 1260 and encodes 354 amino acids. Gene Ontology annotation, cellular component: cytoplasm; nucleus.
CAGCAGAGUGACUGGGUUGCUUCGGUCUGCAGCCGGCGGCACUGGUGGCCACAGUAUCGCCACUUGAGCCCAACGCGCCCAUUUUCUGGCCUGCAACAUCGUGGUGAAAGCGAGGCAGCUGUAGCUGUCCAGCAACAAGCAGCCGAGCCUACUAUCCGUGAGAGCCUCAUCAGUAUCGGCAGCCUCACAGAAAGGAUGGCAAGUUGCAGCGUGGACAAGCCCGAGUUGAUUGUAGGAGGUGACUAUAAACUGAUAAAGAAGAUCGGAGGUGGCUCCUUUGGGGAGAUUUAUCUGGCAGUCAGCCUCACCAACGGCAGGCAGUUGGCUGUGAAGCUGGAAUCGCAGAACGUCACGUACCCCCAGUUGCCCGCCGAAAACAGGCUUUAUGAGAUCCUUCGGGGUGGGGUUGGCGUCCCCAACGUGCAGUGGUAUGGCCAGGAAAAAGAGUAUAACGCGCUGGUCAUGGAACUUCUGGGACCUAACCUGGAGGAUCUCUUCAGCUUUUGUUCCAAAAAGUUCUCAAUGAAAACCAUACUUAUGUUAGCCGACGAGAUGAUCAGUAGAAUCGAAUACCUGCAUGCAAAGAACUUUAUCCACAGAGACAUUAAGCCGGAGAAUUUCCUCAUGGGUACUGGCUGUUACUGUCAGAAGUGUUUGGAGAUGCCCAUCGGGGCAGGUAAUAGAACCAUGACUACCCAGGAUCCAACCCAAGAUCAAUUAUACCUGAUCGAUUUUGGCUUGGUCAAACAGUACAGGGACGACAUCACGAAGGAACACAUACCCUACCAAGCUAAUAAAAGCUUCACUGGCACUGCCCGCUAUGCCAGCAUUAAUGCACAACGUGGCAUUGAGCAGAGUCGCCGCGACGACCUGGAGGCGAUAGGCUAUAUUUUGGUGUAUUUUAAUAGGGGUAGCCUGCCGUGGCAGGGAAUCAAGGCUAGGACGAAGCAGCAGAGUUUUGAAAAGAUACGUGAGAUGAAGAUAGCCACACCUAUUGAAGUUCUGUGUCAGGGAGUUCCUGAAGAGUUUGCCAUUUACCUAAACUACUGCCGUGAGCUGGGGUUUGACGAAACCCCUGAUUACUGGUAUCUGAGGCAGCUCUUCCGCAACCUUUUCAAGUCCCUGAACCUCGAGUUUGAUCACACAUUUGAUUGGACUCUGAUAAGGGCGAAAGGGUCGCAGAUUAAGUCUGCUGGCAAUGACAGCAAACCUGCAGAAAGGGAAACUACUAAAAGCGAGUGUAGCACGAAAGGUAUCUAAGCGUCACAGAGCAGAUUAUUGUUCCAAUUUUACUGUAUGUGUUGCCGAACCAAGCCCUCCAGAGCAGAUUGUCAGAGCAGCAUUAGUUUUGUUUUGUUUCCUGCGUGUAUGUUUUUGCAAAUCUAGAAGUUGUAGUUCCG